Messenger RNA from Electrophorus electricus (electric eel), 2348 nucleotides. RefSeq names its product EWS RNA-binding protein 1a (gene ewsr1a). Lineage: Eukaryota; Metazoa; Chordata; Actinopteri; Gymnotiformes; Gymnotidae. Gene Ontology annotation, molecular function: RNA binding. Gene Ontology annotation, biological process: regulation of DNA-templated transcription. The record is from RefSeq and is a predicted model, not a curated record.
UGGUCGCUACGGGGCAGAAAGCAAGUACACGAAAUGGCGUCCGCAGCAGAUUACAACAGUUAUGGACAGGCUGGAGGCCAGCAGGGGUAUGGCUCCUACGCUGCCCAGACCUCACAGACCUAUGGGCAAGGUGCCCAGCAGUCCUACGGUCAGCAGCAGGGCUAUGGCUCAUACACCCAGCCUGCUGAGUCAGCCUAUUCUCAGACAGGCAGCUCAUCUGGGGGAUACAGUCAGCAAACCUACGGGUCCUCAUAUGGGCAACAGCCCCCAGCCGGCGGAGGCUACAAUGCGGCACCGGCAGCGUCUCAGGGCUACAGCCAACCCGUGCAGGGUUACGGGGCUGGGGGCUAUGACACGUCCACAGCCACCGCUGCCACCUCCUCCGCGGGCAGCCAGGCAUCGUACAGCAGCCAAGCAGGUUACGGAGCUCAGCCCGCUUAUCCUGGAUAUGGACAACAGCCUGCGUCUUCUGCUCCUCCAAGUUACAGCGCCAGUAGUCAGCCCCCUUCUGGCUAUGAGCAGAACUCCUAUUCCCAGCCUCCCCAACAGGGGUCUUACUCACAGCAGCAGGGUGGCUACCAGAGCCAGCAGGGGGGCUAUGGACAGCAGAGUUCCUACAGCCAGCAGAGUGGAUACCAGCAACAGGCCCCACCCCAACAACAGCAGGCCCCGCCCUCCAGUUAUGCCCCUCCCACUGCUUCUUACGGACAGCCUCCUGCCAGUCAGUACGGCCAACAGACCAGCAGUGGAUAUGGCCAGAGUGACUACAAACCACCCAGUCAGUAUGGUAGCUACAGGCAAGACCACCAGAACGGCAUGGGUGGGGGAGGCUACUCGGGCCCGGAUUCUGCUGUCUACGGGGGCUCUGCAGAGGGUCGUGGCUUGGGAGGGGGGGAGAGCCGUGGGCGUGGCCGAGGGGGGUUUGACCGGGGCAUGAUGCGAGGAGGAGGAGGCAGUGGAAUGCGUGGGGGCAUGAAUCGUGGAGGCAUGGGUGGCUGUUUAAGGGAAAGUGGCCUUCAUAUCUCCGCCUAUUCCCCCAGCAUCGCUGGAGACAGAGGUGGCUUCAUUAAGCCUGGUGGACCAGAUCCAGACAUGGGCCGCCCAGAGGAGCAGGAUGACUCUGAGAACAGUACCAUUUACAUCACCGGCCUGACGGAGAACGCCACGCUGGACGAAGUGGCUGCGUUCUUCAAACACAGCGGCAUUAUCAAGAUAAACAAGCGGACUGGCCUCCCGGCGGUAAACAUCUAUACAGACAAGGAGACGGGCAAACCAAAGGGUGACGCUACUCUGUCUUACGAGGACCCCCCGGCAGCCAAGGCUGCGGUGGAGUGGUUCGAUGGUAAAGAUUUCCAGGGGAAGAAGCUGAAGGUUUCCAUGGCCCGUCGGAAGCCCACGAUGGGGAUGAUGCGUGGGGGCAUGCCGAUGAGGGGUGACCGCGGGGGCAUGAUGACCCGAGGAGGGAUGAUGGGUCGUGGAGGUAUGGGCAGAGGUGGUGAGCGCGGCGUGUUCGGACCCCGUGGAGGCCCGCGGGGUAUGGGCCGUGGAGGACCGUCUGGAGGGAACAUGCAGCAGCGCGCAGGAGACUGGCAGUGCCCCAACGCCGGCUGUGGGAACCAGAACUUUGCCUGGCGGAUGGAGUGUAACCAGUGCAAGGCCCCCAAACCCGAGGGCUUUGGACCACCCCCUUUCCCUCCAGGUGGCGAUCGCGGUCGUGGGGGGCCAGGUGGGAUGCGUGGAGGACGCGGUAUGGACCGGGGAGGCCCCGGCGGGCCAGGGGGGCCUGGUGGCUUCCGGGGGGGCAGAGGUGGUGACCGUGGUGCUGGCUUCCGAGGUGGCCGUGGCAUGGACAGAGGCGGAUUUGGUGGGAGGGGCCGAGGCGGCCCUCCCAUGGAUGACAUGGGAAGGAGGGGGCGGGGAAUGGCACCACCUGGCAAGAUGAUGGACAUGAAGGGAGAACAUCGUCAGGAGAGGAGGGACAGACCAUACUGAGAAUGGCCUCAGUGGAAAUCCCCACCUCAUUUUUCCAUGCAGAUUUUAAACUUGUAAUUCCAUAUUUAUAAUGGUUAGUAUGGGAAUUGUGACUGCGCUCCAAGUAGUCCUCAGUAACCUUUUUAUUUUUUAUUUCUAUAAUGUUUGUUUUAGUUCAUCUAUUUUAUUUUUGUCUUUUUGUGGUCUUUGUUCUGGCUGUGAGCUGGUGGUGAAUCCAGACGUCAUGCAUGUUCAAUGUACAGACUGAGUUUGUGGAAAAUGUUUAUUGUGGAACAAACUUUUUUUAUGCCAAGUGCUCCAUUUUGUUUUGACCUGCCCUCUCCCUGUAUAGUGUUGGAUUAAAAAAAGAAAAUUCA